ACCGGCAGCUCGAAGUUGCUCCACAAGCACACGACCAUAUCUCGACCGGCGAACGUUGAGCCAAACUACAGCUGUGAAGGCUCCCUCUCUUCGUUUGCAUGCUAAGGCCGUUCUCCAGACCACCUCUGUUUCUAUCUCUCGCUCGAUGUCGGGGUGGCCGGCAGGAGUUUUGUCGGCGAGCGUCAUCCACAAAAGCCCAAGCUCACGCGACACUGAGCUGGCAAGACGUAGAGGAGCCUCUCGACACUUACAAGGAACGCGGAUACCUACAUAUCUCUCUUGGAGAGCAUCUAGGCGAGUACCGCGUGCUCCGUAAGUUGGGCUGGGGUAAUUACUCCAGUGUCUGGCUCGUGCUGAGGGAGACGGACAAGUGCCUUGCUGCUAUGAAAGUCAUGACAGAGUCAGCGACGCGCGAUCCGAGAAUGCAUGAGCUCGAAUUACUGAAAUGUAUGCGCAGCCAGCAGCCGCUGCAUGCUGGGUAUCAACACGUCACCAAGCUCAUAGACCACUUUCAUCACCCUCCUUCAUCCGAGGCCCACCUCUGUCUCGUAACAGAACCUCUAUCGGAGAACCUGCUGUCGUUCUCAGCACGGUGGAAGAAGCGGAGGCUGCCCGUACAUCUCGUCAAGCACGUCACGCGCCAGGUGCUUCUAGGUCUGGAAUAUCUGCACAACAUUUGCAAUAUCGUCCAUACGGACCUCAAGAAUGACAAUAUUAUGUUCGCUAUGUCGGACGAAGACAUUCUAGCAUUAGCCGUCGACAAAGGCGAGCGUCUCAAAUCUGUCGACACUCUUUCCGACGGCAGCGAGGUUACGCGCUACCGCUCUUCGCCGAUCCGAUACCGCCUGCCCGAGGGACACCUUGACUCCUACGACACCUGGAGCCAUGUCACAGCGAAGAUUGGGGACGUGGGCGUAUCAUGCUGGGUCGACAAGGCCCGCGAAUGCGCUGAGGAACUCAUACAAAGCUCAGCUCUCCGCGCACCUGAGGUUUGCGUUGGCGCAGGUUGGGGAAAGCCCGCCGACAUUUGGAGCGUGGGAUGCAUCGUCUUCGAGCUCAUGACGGGCAAGUCGCUCAUCGAG
Molecule: messenger RNA, 1082 nt
Organism: Phanerochaete carnosa HHB-10118-sp
Lineage: Eukaryota; Fungi; Basidiomycota; Agaricomycetes; Polyporales; Phanerochaetaceae
Exons: 6
Biological process (GO): regulation of mRNA processing; spliceosomal complex assembly; protein phosphorylation
Molecular function (GO): protein kinase activity; ATP binding
Source: RefSeq, a predicted model, not a curated record